This is a messenger RNA of Sclerotinia borealis F-4128, 582 nucleotides long. The record is from the annotation of a GenBank genome assembly. Lineage: Eukaryota; Fungi; Ascomycota; Leotiomycetes; Helotiales; Sclerotiniaceae.
AUGGGCUUCACACUCCAGGCAUUUGAAGACUGGGCCAUAGGCAAAGAUGAUUUCAAGGGUGGUUAUAUUGAACCCCGCGACCUCGAACUCGCCAGAGAAGCGUAUUUUGCAAAGUAUCCGAGAGAUUACGCUGUGGUUACUCGUCGAAUGGUGAUGCAUUUCUUUGAUAUGGAGCCGCUCGAGUUUGAGAAGAGGUUUGUGCCAAGAGCAUAUGCAGCUACGAUGGAGGCGAGAGUUAAGGCUUUGGAGGCGGCUUCCAAGCAAGCGUCUCCAUUAAAGCAAGCCCCUCCGUCAAAACAAGCCCCUCCGUCAAAACAAACUCCUCCAAUAAGACAGCCCCCUCCAUCCAAGAAGGUUAAUCAAUCAAAGCCACCUCCAUAUGCACAUGAACUUGAAGCUCCCUUAAAUUCCCGGCCAUCUCCCAAGACCAUCAAUCGUACAAGACUCGAUCCUGAACUCCGCGAAUACCACGAAGCUAAAACGAAGGAAGCGCUCGCUUAUGCUCUAUUCAAGAGAGGUAGGCUCCCGGCAGAAGAGUAUGCCCAAUUUCGUGCGGAGAACUGUGAGAGCGCAGCGAAAUAG